Lagenorhynchus albirostris (white-beaked dolphin) is the source of this 5682-nucleotide messenger RNA. RefSeq names its product zinc finger protein 470. Bases 307 to 2811 code for a protein of 834 amino acids. Gene Ontology annotation, cellular component: nucleus. Lineage: Eukaryota; Metazoa; Chordata; Mammalia; Artiodactyla; Delphinidae. The record is from RefSeq and is a predicted model, not a curated record. Gene Ontology annotation, biological process: negative regulation of transcription by RNA polymerase II; regulation of immune system process; regulation of cytokine production. Gene Ontology annotation, molecular function: DNA-binding transcription activator activity, RNA polymerase II-specific; RNA polymerase II cis-regulatory region sequence-specific DNA binding. The transcript has 7 exons.
GGGCCAGGAGCCGCUGACUUGGGGCCGAGUCGACGGACGCUGUGUAGGCCCAGACGGGCCCUCUCCUCCACGCCCUCUCUCCUCUUGGCGCCGCCGGGACGCUGGCCGGGACUCCGUUUCCCAGAGGGCGCCGCGGCUGACGGACGCGCUCACUUCCGGCGGCGGCCCGCCACCUGGGUUCCAGCUGGCCAGGCAGGGUGGUGGGCUCGGCGGCCGGCCGGGCGGGGCCGGCUGGGUGCCCGGCGUGCCCGGGCGGGCUGGGUGUGUUUUCGCGACCCCGGGGGCGUGUGCGCGCACGGUGGUGACAUGCGGGGGACGGCGAGCGCGCGGGCCCGCGGCCUGGGAUCCCCACCGCAGCGAGACGUCCCCCGCACAAAGCUCGGAGCGGGCCGCGGCCGGAGCGCGGGGACCCCGGUUGCUUUCCCUUGCCCCGCCCGGGGAAGGCCGCGCGCAAGGCGUGGCCUCACAUCCAGGGGCCAGCGGGGAGCGGCGACCACGGGGCCUGAGAAUAGAGCUCUGCCUUCCAGGGACACGGCCUUUGUCCAGGUGAGGAGACACAAGCAGGAGGCGGCAGGGACAGGAAUUGAACGGCAAGCCACCUUCCAGAGCUUGGUGACAUUUGGGGAUGUGGCUGUAGAGUUCUCCCCAGAGGAGUGGGAGUGGCUGGACUCUGCUCAGAGGAGUCUGUACAGGAGUGUGAUGCUGGAAAACUACAGGAGCCUGGUCUCGCUGGGACUUUGUGUUUCUAAGCCCAAAAUGAUCUCCUCACUGGAACAGAGGAAGGAGCCCUGGGCGGCGAAGAGAACGUUGACAAGAGGCGGGUGUCCAGACUCAUGGGCUCUGCCAAAGACCAAGGAGUUAUCUUCAAAGAAGAGCUUCUGUGAAGAAAAGUCAUCCCAGGCGGUGCUAAUGGAGAGGCCCACAACCUACAGUCUGGAGUGCUCCGUUCUAGGGGAAGACUGGGGUUACAGUGCUGUGUUGGAGAGGCAUCUGGGCUUGGUGACCAUCACGAACAUGGCCGUAGACGUCUCCCAGCAGCCAGACCCAACUCGGAAGAGUUUCUGUAAGAAUGUUGUGUGGGAGGACCACAAUCUGGGGGCAGUAGGCCAGCAGUCUAUACAUGAGACCCAGGAGUUAUUUCCGAAGCAGGAUUCAUUUGCUGAAGUGGUAACGGACAGAACUUCAAACACUAACCUAGAGAGUUCCACUUUAAGAGGAAGCUGGGAUUCUGAGGGUCUGUUUGAAAGGAAGCUGGCAGGUCAGAAGACACAAUUCAGGCAGGAGGCAGUCACUCACAACAAAACCCUCUCUAAGGAAAGAGAGUGUCCGUAUAACAAAUCUGGAAGAUGGUUCCACUUGGACAUUUCAGAAGAGAGAGUUCACCGCUGUGAUUCAGUUAAGAAAACUUUCUCCCCAAGUUCAGUGGUAAUAAAACAUGCAGGGAUCUAUGCAGGAAAAAAACUUUUCAAAUGUAAUGAAUGUAAGAAAACCUUUACCCAGAGCUCAUCCCUCACCGUGCAUCAGAGAAUUCAUACUGGAGAGAAGCCCUAUAAAUGUAAGGAAUGUGGAAAGGCCUUCAGUGACGGCUCAUCCUUUGCCCGACAUCAGAGAUGUCACACCGGCAAGAAGCCCUACGAAUGUAUGGAAUGUGGGAAAGCCUUCAUACAGAACACAUCCCUUAUCCGUCACUGGAGGUAUUAUCACACCGGGGAGAAACCCUUUGACUGCAUCGACUGUGGGAAAGCCUUCAGUGAUCACAUCGGACUCAAUCAGCACAGGAGAAUUCAUACUGGAGAGAAGCCCUACAAGUGUGAUGUGUGUGACAAAGCCUUUAGGUAUGGCUCAUCCCUGACUGUCCAUCAGAGAAUUCACACAGGAGAGAAACCGUACGAAUGUGAGGUGUGUAGAAAAGCCUUUAGCCAUCAUGCCUCACUCACUCAGCACCAAAGGGUGCAUUCUGGAGAGAAGCCUUUUAAAUGUAAAGAAUGUGGGAAAGCCUUUAGGCAGAAUAUACACCUUGCUAGCCAUCUGAGGAUUCAUACUGGUGAGAAGCCCUUCGAAUGUGGGGAAUGUGGUAAGUCCUUUAGCAUCAGUUCCCAGCUGGCCACCCAUCAGAGAAUUCAUACCGGAGAGAAGCCCUAUGCUUGUAAGGUCUGCAGCAAAGCUUUCACCCAGAAGGCUCACUUGGCACAGCAUCAGAAAACUCACACAGGAGAGAAACCCUAUGAGUGUAAGGAGUGCGGGAAGGCCUUCAGCCAGACCACACACCUUAUUCAACACCAGCGAGUUCACACAGGAGAGAAACCCUAUAAGUGCAUGGAAUGUGGGAAGGCCUUUGGCGACAACUCCUCCUGCACUCAGCACCAGAGGCUUCACACUGGCCAAAGGCCCUACGAAUGUAUUGAAUGUGGGAAGGCCUUCAAGACAAAGUCGUCCCUCAUCUGUCAUCGCAGAAGUCACACUGGGGAGAAACCUUACGAAUGUAGUGCGUGCGGCAAAGCCUUCAGCCAUCGGCAGUCCCUUAGCGUCCAUCAGAGGAUUCACUCUGGAAAGAAACCGUAUGAAUGCAAGGAAUGCAGGAAAACCUUCAUCCAAAUCGGACACCUCAAUCAGCACAAAAGAGUGCACACGGGAGAGAGACCCCACAACCAUAAGAGAAGCAGAAAGGUCUUCAGGCAGAGCACACACUUUGCACAUCAGAGAAUCCACACUGGAGAGUCACCUGCACGCCCCUCUUUACCUGCUACAUCAAAUCCUGUGGAUCUGUUACCCAAGUUUCUCUGGAAUCCACCCUCACUCCCAUCAAUAUAGUCCUGAGACAUUGUGGCUCAGAUAGACCACUCCAGCUGUUUAAAACCUGUUCUCUCUCUUUCUGUCUAUUCUGUUCUUGUCCUGUACAAGUUUGUUCUUCACACUGUUGCAGUUAGAACGUGAAGAUUUUUGUUUUAAGUGAAAAUAGAAUUCAUUUACUCCUCAUGUAAACACUUAUGUUGAGAUCCUUCAUAUUGAUUAAUGCAUAAGAUGUGUGUAGCACAAUGGCUGGUCCAUACUAAGCGUUCAGUAAUGUUAGCUCUUUUAAAAACAUUGUUUUCAGACAUUGAAAAGUUACCAUAGGCAACUCUGACUGAAAAUGAUGCAUAGAAUGAAGCUAAGAGAAGCCGGAUAUUAGAUCAGGAACAGGCGUUUCAAGACAGUGAGGCUUUGCCCGUUCUGGUUUAAAACUUGAUUCCAUAAUGUUGAGUUAGUAUUAUAGCUUUUCAUUUAUCUGCAUAAAGUGUAAGGUGCUGUGACCUUGUUGGUGAGAAAAUUACAUCUGACAACAGUCUUAGAAAGUGUGUAGAGAACAUGGGUGAGGAGGCCACCUGGAAGAAAAGAACUGAAACAAUCAGAGGAGAAGACAAGGUUCACCUGCGUACAUUUAAACCUUCUGACAUGUAUUAGAAAAUUUGGCAAGAUUUGAUCAUUUAAAGUCACCUGGGCUUAUGCGUGAAUUCCAUUAAAGUUUCAAAGGACCACUAACCUUGAGGCAGACUAAUCUUGACUAUGACUCAUGGCCAGAGCCUCACUGACUGUUUCGUAUGGCCCAUGAUCUGAAUUUUAAAAAUUAUUUUAAUGGAGGAACAAGUGAAUAGAAUAAUAGCUUAAGACAACAUGAAAAUUAUAUGAAAUUUAAAUUUCAGUGUCCGUAAAUAAAGUCUUAUUGGCUCACAGCCAUGCUCAUUUGUUUACAUAUUGCCUAGGGCUGCUUUCACUCUACAAUAGCAGACCUGAGUAGCUGCAACAAAGACAGUAUUGCCUGCAAAACUUCAAAUAUUUACUCUCUGUCCUUGUGCAGAGAAAGCGUGCCGACUCCUGCUCCAGUGCAGAGAAAAAUACACAAAAGGUUCUAAUUAUUUUUAUGAGGAUAAUACAACUCUCCCAUCAAAAACAAGAAAAACUAUAAAGCAACUUAUGAAUAGAGGUGAAAGAAUGUUAUUAAACUGUUGAACAAUAGGAAAUGUCAAUAAAAAGAAAUACUAUAUUUUUCUAGAUGAAGUAAUACUGUUAAAAUGUUUGUAAAUUGUCACUCCCAACAGAGUCUCAGUAGGAUAUGUUUGCUCUGACAGUUUUAGCUGAAAACCACACAAGGAAGGAUGAUUUGUCAAACAUAGCAGGACAUUUAAAAAAUGUUUUGGUGGGACUUCCGUGGUGGUCCAGUGGUUAGGACUCUGUGCUUCCAUUUCAGGGGGUGCGGGUUCGAUCCCUGGUGGGGGAGCUAACAUCCCGCAUGCUGCGUGGUGCGGCCAGAAAAAAAAGAAAAAAUCGUUAAAAAAAUGUUUUGGUAUAUAAUAAGAUUAGCGUUUCAUUAUUGGGGAAAUGAUGUUGUAACAAUUGAUUAUCCACUCUCCAAAAAGAGAAGCAUACCUAGACCUUACAGAGAAAUAUAAUACAGUUGUAUUUAUCGGCUCUAAUUAUGAAAUAAUAUGUUAGAGGCGAACACAGAAAGGAGGAAGGCUUUAUUGAGUAGGACAUGGAGCCCUGGAAGACAUGAAGAGAGUAAGCUGGCCUGUACAAAGAUUUAAAUAAACUUCGAUAUGGUGAAACGUGUCAAAAAAGAUGUAAGAGGCAACUGGCAGAAAAUACAACACAUAUGAAAAAAUACGUCAUUUAAGAACAGAGUGCUAUGACACAAAGCAGUCGGGGAACUAGGCAGUGCUUACCAACAGGCGUGUCACAGUGGAAGAACUCGAAUAAAGAAAAUUUGUUAGGUUCUUAACCUUGUUGCUCAGAAAAUUACAGAUUUAAAACGAAUCUUCUUGACUCGCAGAUGGAUUAAAAUCUAAACUGCAGUUAAUUUCCCAUACUAGUUAUUGUGGGAAAACAGGAGGUUGUUCAUCAUUACCAGUGUAGAUUUGUCUCCUCCUGUUUGGGGUGGCAAUAUGGCAUGACCUAUCCACACUAUAAAUAUGCAUUCCUUUUGAAAUAGUAAUUCUAGAUCUAGGAGUUUCAUCCCAAUGGAAUAAAUAUAUAGAUAUAAAUAAUGUUUAUUGCAAAAUCUUUUUAAUUACAAUAAAUAGGAUUUCAGUAUCCUGCCAAGCAGAUUGAUUAAAUUGUGAUUAUUCAAUACAGUAUUGUCCAGUUAGCAGAGAUUAAGCUCUACAUAUGCUCCUAUGGAGUAUUGUCUGUCUACAAUAUAUUAAAUGCAAUAUGUGAUUUGCAGAACAUUAUGUGUAAAAUAAUCUUGUAGUCAUAGAGUCAAAAUUAAUAUUGAAUAUAUAUGUGUGCGUGUAUAUGUGUGUGUUUGUCUAUAUAUAUAUUCUUUUCAGUAUAUAUGUUGAAAUCUGUUUUUGUCUUUAACACAUGCUUUUCCUAGCUCUUUGUUGUCACUUUGCCUUCAUUCUGUAUUGUACUGUUGGACUGCCAGUCACACAUGGCUCUAAUUAAGCCAGUCAGGUUUUUCAUUCUUUGUAUUUUGACCGGAGACAUGGGGCAAAUAUUAGGCUUUAUGUAUGGGCCAUAAGGGAUGUUUUCUUUUAGUAUUCAUUUUGAUUGGUUGGGCCACUUGUUGUAACAGCUAUUAUAAAGAUAUGGAACAUCACUCCUGGACUGCAAAUAGGUGGAAUUGAGUCAUCCUUUGGCAGCAGCCUAAAGAUUUCUGCAUCUCUACCUGUCUGAUCCAUUAAAAUGAUUCCUGCAUCCUCA